UAUUCCUACUCUGUACGUUUGAUUGAGGGGAGUAAACGUUAACCAUAUUAUUUUAUUUUUUUUUCUUUUGAGAUCAAAACUAGAGAAAAAUGAGAAGAAAGAGUGUAGGGAAAUGUAGGGAUGCGGCAUGCGCAACUGCUCCUUCCCUCUUCGGCAUUCCUCUCCUUUCGGAUGAACAUAACGUAACUGCGUUUGAUAGUGAGAGUGACGAUGUCAAUUGCGCUCAGCGCCGUCCCGAAUCUGGACCCGAGUUUGUGGAGUGGUUGGACAAGAACAUCUGCGUAUGCUGUGACGAUAAAGGCGAAGAGGGAGUUUUGGUUUGCAGCGAGAGGCUGUGCCCUGUCACUGUACAUUCCAACUGUAUCGGUUCCGAACCCAAAUUCGAUUGUUUGGGUAACUUCUACUGCCCCUACUGCUGGUACAAGCGAGCCCUGGACACGUGCCAACAACUGAGAGAGAAAUCCCUUGUCGCCAAGAAAGCUUUGUCACACUUAUUGGAGAGUGGCGCACGUGCAGAUUCUGCUGUUGCACGGGCGGGCCUGGUUCAGGAUGGGAAACAAUGUGUGGAGGAAACACAAUAUGAAGAGAAUAAUAAUACGGAUGAAGAAAAGGUGUCGGUGUCUGUGACGGUUAGUUCUGUGAGUGAGACCAAAGAUGCAGAUGCAGAGCCCAAUGUGGUUUUAGCAAAGAAAAGGAAGGACCAGAGGAAGGGUCCUUCUGCAAGGAGGAGGGCUUUGUUACAACAAGAAGAGUAUAAACAUUAUAACACCGGAAGGAAGAAUGCUGUUAAUGUAGAAGAGGAGGAAGUUACCAGCUUCCAAACUUUGAGGCCACCACAGAGAAUGAAUCGGACUUCACUGACUGCAAAGCGCAAGAGAUUACUUUGGACCCUUGAAGAAGAAAAGGUUCUGAAGGAAGGAGUAUUGAAGUUCUCACUAGAAAAUAAAAAUAUCCCUUGGAGGAAAAUUUUGGAAUUUGGUUCUCGUGUAUUUGACAAGACUCGAACUCCUGUUGAUCUCAAGGAUAAAUGGAAGACCAUUAUCUCCAAGGAAGGAAUUUAGUAGAACCGUUGCAUGGAGAAUCUUCUGAGCAUCUAUUGAAACCUGGGUUCUUGCAUGUUAUUUUGGCAAAAAGUGGAGCAAGGAUAAAAGGUGCAGAUGAAAUUUAAAGACACAGUAUUUACUGUAUACAGUUUUGUUAUAAUUGCAGGGUCUCCUAUAUCUGUAUGCAAUUUCAUUCCCAUUUGCCAAAUCCAUAGAGCCUCUGUAUAUAUCUUUUGGACGAAGAAUUAUAUAAUCAGGAUGGUCAAGCGACGAAAUUCCCUCCUCCACAAAAUUGAGAUCAAACUUGUCUUUGUUUUCAAUUGCGUAUGGUUGAGGAUAAGCUAGCACGUUCAUUGAGAUUGUUUCAUUCAAGUUUAUGAUGUUUUAGGUCAUGUUGAGGUUGAUUGAUGACCUGAUAAAUGAGGUAGACCUGUUAAUAGACAAAUAUAGUUCUUCAUUCAAGUAUUAAGAUAUAUGUUUCUUAUUUUUUCAUUCAA
Molecule: messenger RNA, 1540 nt
Organism: Vigna radiata var. radiata (mung bean)
Lineage: Eukaryota; Viridiplantae; Streptophyta; Magnoliopsida; Fabales; Fabaceae
Exons: 5
Coding region: 90-1061 (323 amino acids)
Source: RefSeq, a predicted model, not a curated record